AUGGCGCGCAAACGCCAACAGACCGAACUGGAGGAAAAACGAACAGAAAAUGAAAAAGAAGAAAUUGAGCUGCUCGGAGAAGAAGAAUCCUCAAAGGAAGAAGAGAAUGAGGAGGGAAAGACACCAAAGAAUACCAGCGACACGCUGGAAAACACACUGGGAAACCUAAACAAGAACAUGGAAAUCAUGGCGGAGUCGAUGACUUCGAUGCACAAAGCCAUGAAAAGAAUGGCGAAAACUCAGGAUAAAAGUUUACCAAAGAGGAGGAAAGUCGAAAUGUCUGACUCAGACAUCGAUUCAAGCAUAGAAUCGGAAAAUUCCGAUGUAGACAGCGACUCGCUACUGAAAGAAAGCCCAGAGACCAAAAAGGGCGGGAAAAACGACCCAAAAGACGACCUACUAGAUAGCAUCGCGAAUGACCUUGAUGCAGAUGAAAAAAUUGGACCUGAUGUGUCUGAUAAGCUUGCUAACAUAGUAAACAAGCGAUGGUCGGAAAAAUUAAAUUCAGAAAAGCUUUCUGAUAAGCUUAAAAAAAAAAAACAUGCCCGACCCGGGAAUCUAAAAAAUCUGGUGGUACCAAGAGUUAACCCAGAGAUAUGGUCAAAUAUGAAUCACCAUAUUAAACGAGAGGACCUUAGGAGAGCCAGUACUCAAAACACUGUCGCUAAGGUCGGAUCUAUUCUAGCAAAGUGCACCGACAUUUUGCUGAAAGCUCGAAAUGACAACAAGAAAGAGCUAGACAUCGAUGAAAUGAUCGGAUUACAUACCGAUGCGAUAGCCAUCUUGGGACACACACAAUACGAACUGUCAAUGGCACGAAGAGAUGCCAUAAAACCCAGCUUGAAAAAAGAAUAUGCUGGGCUAUGUUCACAAAAUAUCCCUGUCACAAGCCUGCUUUUUGGAGACGAACUCCAACAACAACUAAACAACAUAAAAGCAUCAAACAGGAUCACACAAACAGCGGCGGGCGAACACAGAGAACGAAACACGUUCCGAAGGGAUAGCUGGAAGCAAAAGCAGUCAGACAAUUAUUUCAAAAGAUCCUAUCAGUCCCAAUACAGAGGGAAAUACCGAGGAAACCCAAAAAACUCGAGAUCCCCCUCCUACAAGAGAAAGGAGGGGGGAAAGAACUAAGCAUGGACGACAUACAGGUCAGUAAUUUUGAAAUCAACCUUGAUAAUAUAAAGCAGUACUUGAAUACAAAAGUUGACCGCUUUAAAGCGGGAAGGAUAAGAGAAUCCUACCAUUUGUGGGAAAAACUUACCUCAGACUCUGAGGUUCUGAAUACCGUUAAAGGUCAGACUAUUGAGUUCACCAGGACCCCUUAUCAGGCCAGAGCGCCUACUCAGAAAAAAUUCAGUGUUGAAGAGAGACAUAUUGUUGGGUCAGAGAUUAAAAAAUUGCUAGAUAAACAA
Actinia tenebrosa (Australian red waratah sea anemone) is the source of this 1415-nucleotide messenger RNA. RefSeq lists its product as uncharacterized. NCBI's taxonomy places the organism in Eukaryota, Metazoa, Cnidaria, Anthozoa, Actiniaria, Actiniidae. The record is from RefSeq and is a predicted model, not a curated record.